CGGACACACGCACGCGCACAUCUAACGCGCAACCUCCUUCUCUCCUCCGCGUCGUCGUGUGAUGCUGCGGUCCGAGAUUCUUCAACCAACUGGACCAAGCCAGCCUUGCAUUUUUGGGACACGUUGACUUCAAUUUACAAUCGCAAAUGAGGAUAUACGUUCGCCUGUUUGCUGUGGAUGUUUUGGGUUGACGCCCGGCUUGAUUUCUAGGGAGUAAUAUGGAUGAUCAGGCCAGGAAAAGCGGCUGAGGAUUUGGGGAGAAGGUUGGUUCGACACGACGCUCGGGAGGCAUGAAUUUAUUCUAGAAAUAAAAGAGAUCAAAUUCUGCUCCUGUAAUAUUUAACAGUGUAGAAAUAGUUUUCAUUUUGAGAAGAUGGCUCAUCUGAUCAGACACAAGCUGACCAACAAGCUGACCAAUGCGGCCCACACGGUGUCCAACAAAUCCCAGGCCAAGGUCAGCGGGGUGUUCGCCCGCCUGGGCUUUCAGGCCGCCACCGACGAGGAGGGACUGGGCUUCGCCGAGUGCGACGACUUGGACUAUGACUACAGACAAGGGAUGCAGAUGGAUGUCCUCCAAGGGGACGAGGAUGGGGGACGCAUGGACGGGGAGGGGGACUUUGAGGGGGACAGCCACUACCAGAGAGACGGCACCGGGCCCAGACCCUCCCUGAAGACUGGGGGGUCCCUUGAGGAGGACAGGCCCAAGAUCACGUCGUGGGAGGCGGGAUGGAACGUCACCAAUGCUAUUCAGGGCAUGUUCGUCCUCGGCCUGCCGUACGCCAUCCUACACGGCGGCUACCUCGGCCUCUUCCUCAUCAUCUUCGCCGCUGUGGUCUGCUGCUAUACCGGGAAAAUCCUCAUCGCUUGUCUGUACGAGGAGAACGAGGAUGGCAUCAAGGUUCGGGUGCGGGACUCGUACGUGGACAUCGCCAACGCCUGCUGCGCACCGCGCUUCCCCACUCUGGGGGGUCACGUGGUGAACGUGGCUCAGAUCAUCGAGCUGGUCAUGACCUGCAUCCUCUACGUAGUGGUCAGCGGGAACCUGAUGUACAACAGCUUCCCGGGGUUCCCUGUCUCGCAGAAGGCCUGGUCGGUGGUGGCCACCGCUGCGCUCCUUCCAUGCGCCUUCCUGAAGAACCUGAAGGCCGUGUCCAAGUUCAGCCUCCUGUGCACCUUGGCCCACUUUGUCAUCAACGUCCUGGUCAUCGCCUACUGCCUCUCCCGGGCAAGAGAGUGGGCCUGGGAGAAGGUCAAGUUCUACAUUGAUGUGAAGAAAUUCCCCAUCUCCAUCGGGAUCAUCGUCUUCAGCUACACCUCCCAGAUCUUCCUGCCUUCUCUGGAGGGCAACAUGCAGAGGCCCAGCGAGUUCCACUGCAUGAUGGAGUGGACUCACAUUGCUGCUUGUGUCCUCAAAGGUCUCUUCGCCCUGGUGGCCUAUUUAACAUGGGCAGACGCCACCAAAGAGGUCAUCACAGAUAACCUGCCCUCCACCAUCAGAGCUGUGGUCAAUCUCUUCCUGGUGGCCAAAGCUCUUCUGUCCUACCCACUGCCCUUCUUCGCUGCAGUGGAGGUCCUGGAGAAGUCCUUGUUCCAGGACGGAGGCAGAGCUCUGUUCCCUGACUGCUACGGCCCGGGUGGACAGUUGAAAUCCUGGGGUCUGGGCCUUCGAGUGGGCCUCGUGGUCUUCACCUUGCUCAUGGCAGUGUUUGUCCCACAUUUCGCCCUGCUGAUGGGUCUGACUGGGAGCCUCACUGGUGCCGGUCUCUGCUUCCUCCUGCCUAGCCUCUUCCACCUGAAGCUCCAGUGGAGGAACCUGCUGUGGCACCAUGUCUUCUUCGACGUGGCCAUUUUUGUUAUCGGGGGCAUUUGUGCCAUUUCCGGCUUCAUUCACUCCAUCGAGGGGCUCAUAGAGGCUUUCAAGUACAACAUCCAAGACUGAUGCCUCCACAGGUCUGACCUUUACUGAAUGAUGUCCACAAUCAGAACCUCCCAGCCGGUUGUUCGGACCCACUUGACAUCUUUUCUGGAGGAAUAUUUGUGUGAAAUGUACAUCUUUUUAUUUUUGCCUUCGUGAUAAUGUGCAAUAAUAAACGCUACAAUCAUAGUGUAAAAUCUCAAUCCAGAAAUCGCUGACUGGACAGAGGGACACAACCUCCGCAUGAAAGGGGUUCAUAAGUGUCAGUCAGUGAAAUUUGCUCUAAAUAUGAGUGUGUACGUGUGUUUUAUCUGGGGAAUGCCAACAAUGGAGUGACUAUGUUCUUUCUGGUGUUUGAGCUGCUAGAUAUUUGACUAUAAUCCCACUUCGGAGAAAACAAUCAACAAAGCCGUCAUCAGAUCGGAUGCUGAAAAACUUUAGUGUGUCGUUGUUGGAUUACUUUGUGUUUCGUGGACAUUGUCAUUUCUUUUCUUGGUGUUUUCAAGUGUCAUUCUGGAUGGAAGUGAAGUGCAAGCAAGUGGGUCCUAAUCGUGUUGUAUGACGAAAAAAACAAAGUCCGUCUGAUGAUAUUCUCCUCCUACUGUUCAUUGUGAUUUAAUGGAACUAAUCAUGGUGUGUGCGACAAAGUUUGUUGAAUUAAGAGGUAAAUAAAUGAAAUAUUUUACGGCUGAGGAUUAUAUAUUUUGUGGGUUUUUUUUUUUCACAUGAUGUACAUGUGAUAUUUGUGAGUCACUGUGCUGCUUUGAUCCACACCAUCUCGUGGGUUUUCUUUCCCAAUACAAGUUUCAUUUCAUGAACAGAAUUGAAACUCGCUUAAUAGUGCAGUAUUUCUGUGCAAUAAAGCCUGAUAAAAUACACAAAAGUAACAAGCUUACGACUGAGUCACGUUACUAUAUACUUGAUGUUUGGAGGAAUACUUGUGUGAACUAUUUCAGAGUUGUGUUCUGAACUUUCACACAACUAAAGAGUCAAUUACACAAAACAACUUUGUCCUUGUCACUGCAUUGUCACAU
This is a messenger RNA of Synchiropus splendidus (mandarinfish), 2949 nucleotides long. Its product is annotated as vesicular inhibitory amino acid transporter-like. Lineage: Eukaryota; Metazoa; Chordata; Actinopteri; Syngnathiformes; Callionymidae. Gene Ontology annotation, biological process: amino acid transmembrane transport. Gene Ontology annotation, cellular component: vacuolar membrane. The record is from RefSeq and is a predicted model, not a curated record. Gene Ontology annotation, molecular function: amino acid transmembrane transporter activity. The transcript has 2 exons. The coding region runs from base 374 to 1939 and encodes 521 amino acids.